AUGAAGGAACCUUCGAAUAAUUCCUCGCACACAAAUCGCAUUCGCUCCUGGGCAACCUCCAAGACGCAUGGAGCCUCAGCCCCCGUCAGCUUGCUUCCCAUAAGCAACCCUCCCACCGGUACUGACACCACCGCCAACACCACCACAGCAGUCGCCCAAGAUGCCACGCUCAACGACACCAGCCGCGGCGGGAACGUGCCCUCCGCGCACCAGCAACCCCAGCAGACUUCCACAGACUCCUCGUCAACCGGCGGCAGCCAUCACAAGGAGGAUAGCAGUAAUGGCGCCAAAUCCCCGACGGCUACCUCACACCAAGCUGCGGGGCAGGGGCCUGAGUUAGAAACUACGGUCUCUGCUGCCGCUCAGGAACAUGAGCAGAAGCAGAAGCCGAACGUCGCAGUUAGAUUUACAAAGGUCCUCAAGCAGGUCUUGUUUCACAACAAGCUCGUGAACUUGAUGCUGGUCUUUGUCCCCGUCGGCAUUGUCGUCAGCCAGCUACCGGGCUCCUCACCUGGUCUUGUCUUUGCCAUGAAUGCCCUCGCCAUCGUCCCUCUUGCCGGCCUCCUCAGUUAUGCCACCGAAAGCGUGGCCCGUAAGCUUGGAGACUCGCUCGGCGCCCUGUUGAACGUCACGUUCGGCAACGCUGUAGAGCUGAUCAUUUUUAUCGCCCUGGUCAAAAACGAGAUCAAUAUCGUACAGGCUUCGCUCCUUGGCUCGAUCUUGGCCAACCUGCUCCUCAUCCUGGGCAUGGCGUUCUUGCUUGGCGGUCUUCGUUUCCGAGAACAGAUCUACAAUAGCACCGUCACCCAGAUGAGUGCUUGUCUUCUCAGUUUGAGCGUUAUUAGCCUCGUCUUGCCUACUGCAUUUCAUUAUUCUUUCAUGGAAGCACCUGACACCGAGAAGAAGGACGUUGAUCAGAAGACACUGAAGAUCAGCCGCGGCACCAGUGUUAUUCUGCUGCUUGUAUACGUUAUUUACCUUCUCUUUCAGCUCUUGUCCCACUCUUACCUCUACGAAUCUACUCCUCAGCAUAUCAUUGAUGAGGAGUCUACUCCGGGACCCGCCGCUGGCUGGCUCGAUUCCUCGAGCUCCGACAGCGACUCUUCCACAGAUUCGGACUCUUCGGACUCGGACUAUUCUCGUGAGACAGUCUCCAAGAGGAUGAAGCGUGUCAUGCGUGGUGGUCACCGCAGAAGAAAGUCGAGCAUCAUUUCGAACCUUACGAGCGAGAGCGUUGUUGCAGGUCCUGCUAGGACCCCCUCGUUCGGUACCAGUGAUGUUACCCCUGGUUACGAUGAAGCCGCACAGGAGGAAUCGUCAUCGCGACCCGGACUCGCCGUCAAUCUGCACAGCCCUACAACCGAAGGAAACGAGGAGGCCGUUGAAGACGAGAAGCAUUACCGCAGGCGGCAUAAGUAUAAGCGACACAUGAAGAAGCAUCGCAAGAACAAGCACAAGAGGCAUCACCACAACGGGUCUCAGGAGUUUAUGAAUGGACAAACCAUCGAGGAAAGCGCCGAGGUCCAGCCGGACGUUGCGCCAGCACUAUCGCCUGGCGAGCCCCGUCGUGUCGACUUCGCCGUGGAUGGUGCUACCUCUGCCGAUAACGCCCAGGCUGAGACUUCAGCUGGUCGUCGUCCUUUCCCCGGUCUGCGCGGCAUGUCCCUCCGCCCUGUCGCUAGGAACUUGACACCAGCUGUCUUUGUCACCAGCCCCGAUAAUGUCAACACGCACCGGUCUCCUCCGGACCUAGACGAAGGUCAUCCCGACGACUUGUCCCGCAUCAGUGCUGUUGUCCUCUUGCUCGUGUCUACGGCUUUGGUAGCCGUCUGCGCCGAGUUCAUGGUUGACUCAAUUCACGACCUGGUCGCGGCUGGCAAUGUUCCGGAGCUCUUCAUUGGCUUGAUUAUCCUUCCCAUCGUCGGCAACGCCGCCGAACAUGUCACGGCUAUUACCGUUGCCAUGAAGAAUAAGAUGGAUCUGGCGAUCGGCGUCGCUGUGGGUAGUUCUAUCCAAAUCGCCCUCUUCAUCACGCCGCUUGUUGUCAUUAUUGGCUGGUGCAUGGACAAAGACAUGUCGCUCUACUUCACGCUGUUCGAGACGGUAUGCCUGUUCGUCUCAGCUUUCAUCGUCAAUUUCUUGGUGUUGGAUGGCAGGAGUAACUACCUGGAAGGAGCGCUUUUGUGUGCGACAUACGUCAUCAUCGCUUUGGUGGCAUUUUACUCGCCCAACCCGACUGUACCGGGUGAGAGUCCUUAG
Messenger RNA from Sordaria macrospora k-hell, 2259 nucleotides. RefSeq lists its product as uncharacterized. Gene Ontology annotation, cellular component: membrane. The record is from RefSeq and is a predicted model, not a curated record. Gene Ontology annotation, biological process: calcium ion transmembrane transport; intracellular calcium ion homeostasis. Lineage: Eukaryota; Fungi; Ascomycota; Sordariomycetes; Sordariales; Sordariaceae. Gene Ontology annotation, molecular function: calcium:proton antiporter activity.